GGUCUUCAAGGCUCACGGAGAGCGAAUGUCGUCAUGAGCGGUGGGUAGGAAUUAAAACAUUGGUGUAUUUUAUAUUACUACUUCGUUAAACAUUGUAUUUACAUUGGAGAGAAACGCGCUGGACGUUAUGCGGAACGAAUAAAUGUGUUUUUAGGGGGUGGCUCGGCCAGUUGUGUGAACCACAAUAAGCACUUCCGAACAACAGGACAGCAUGGCCACCACUGUUGCUGUCAGUCCCAGUGAAUACCUUCAGCCCUCCACUGCUUCCUUGCAAGACGCCCAGCCGUCUCCUCUGGCCCUCUUGGCUGCCACCUGUAGUAAGAUCGGCCCUCCUGCUGCUCAGGCCCCCGUCACCUCUCCUCCAGCGCAGCCGCAGCCUCGCAGGCUCCUCCCCAUAAAGCCGGCUCCCAUCGCCCCCGCUCCACCCAAGAACCUGGGUUUCCUCUCGGCCAAGGGCAAUGUGAUCCAGCUGCCCGCCGGCCUGGGCUCCACGGCCCCCGGCAGCCCCAUCGUGCUCACCAUCCAGCAGAGCCCGGCCCGCACCAACACCUCGGCCCCCGCCAACAUCCAGUACCAGAUGAUGCCGCAGAUCCAAGGUGCCCAGACUAUCCAGAUGAUGCCACAGGGAGGUCAGAUCCAGCUCAUACCGGGCACCAACCAGGCCAUCAUCACCACGCCCAUGACCGUACCGGCUCCCGCGGCCGGCACAGCGGCGGUCACACCGCAGAAGACUGUAGCCAUCAAGCCCUCCCCAAAGUCGCGCAAGCCAAACAACUCUGCCGCAAACAUGCUGCAGCUGCCCGGCGGGAUAACGCUGCCGUUCAACAUGGCGACCGGAGAGAUGGGCGGGGCUCAGUUCGUCACAGAGAUGGCGGUCGCCGCUCACAAACCAGGAAAGGGAGGACGAGGGAGGAAGAAGAAAAUGGUUCUGGCUGCUUAUCCUCCUGCCUCUCCACCCCUCGACCAGAUGGAGACCAUCCUGAUAGAAGCUGGCGACAACAUCAUCCAGGCAGGUAACAACCUACUGAUCGUGCAGAGUCCCGGGCAGCCGCCUAUGGUGCAGCAGGUCCAGCUGGUCCAGCCCAAACCGGAGUCCCAGGUGGUUCAGAUCCCCCAGCAGGCCUUGAAGGUGGUGCAGGCCGCCUCCGCCACACUACCGCCCGUCCCACAGAGGCAGUCGGUCCAAUCGAGCCUGCAGAUCUCAGAUCCGACACCAACGCAGAUCCUCUUCAAAACCGCAUCCGGUGAGUGGCAGUCUGUUCAGAUCCAGGACUCCGUCUCCCCCACAACGACCUCCACCACUUCGGUCACCACCUCGCCGCCGGCCGGCUCCAGGAGGGCGGGGGGGCGCAAGGAACGGACUCUGGCAAAAAUUGCCCCGGCGGGGGGGAUGAUAUCGCUGAACACGCCGCAGCUGUCCUCGACGACGCAGGCGGUGCAGACGAUCAGCAUCAACGGGGUCCAAGUUCAGGGAGUUCCCGUCACCAUCACCAACGCAGGGGGCCAGCAGCACCUGACGGUGCAGGCCCUGCAGGGUGGAGGGCUCCAGCUGGCAGCGACGCCGGGCCAGCCGGCCAUCCAGGUGGACCAGACCCUCACCCUGGAGCUGCCCGGCCAGCCAGGAGAGAAGAAGAGACGCAUGGCCUGCACCUGUCCCAACUGUAAAGACGCAGACAAGAGGCCCGGGGAGGUGGGGAAGAGGAAGCACAUCUGUCACGUCCCCGGCUGCGAGAAGACGUUCAGGAAAACGUCGCUGCUCAGAGCUCACGUCCGGCUGCACACCGGAGAAAGGCCCUUCGUCUGCAACUGGGUUUUCUGCGGGAAACGUUUCACACGCAGCGACGAGCUGCAGCGGCACGCCAGGACGCACACAGGAGACAAACGCUUUGAGUGCAGCCAGUGUCAGAAACGCUUCAUGAGGAGCGACCACCUGACGAAGCAUUACAAGACUCACAUAAACACCAAGAACCUGUGAGCGCUAUACCGAGCGUAUACGCAGACAGACUCUCUCAAACUAAAGACCGUGUCAGAGGAAGGAGGGGCCAGAGGAGACGAAGUCACAGGAGUGUCUGUGACUCCUCCCCCUUUAUGGGAAAUGCUCCAAAGACAGGUCCCUGUCUCCCCUCUCACUCCUCUGGGACAAAGUGUAGCGUGGUGUACAAACAAACCCUUCCUGGUGGACUUCAAACUGAUCUAGCAAAUGUAUUAAUAAUGGUUUAUCUUUGUUUUUUUUUCCUCUGGUCUGAGUGGAUUCCAGAACCAGCUCCGAGCGAAGUCUUCACGCGCUGAUGUUCAACUCUGCUUCUUUAUUUAUGGACUCUGGGGGAGGAACGUACAGAACUACUCAGACCCCAGGACUCCAGUCACAGUUUCCCGCUCUUUUAUUUUGUUUUUCUUCCCCCAAAUCCCGCUUGACUCUUUUCAUUUGUUUUGUUGUGGACUAUUGGGAGAUCCCAGAAAUUGGCUUUCAAAAACAUACUGUAUACAAUAUAUAUAUUACAUAAAAACUCCACUUCCAAGACUUCUGAAAAGCUUUUAGAAGUUUACCGUGACUAUUUUUUAAAGUGUGUGUAUGCAUACUAUUAUACAUAAUAUUAAUAUUGAUAAUAAACUAUUUAUAAACAUUUUCCAUACAAUUGUUAGAAAUUGAUUUACAAAGUAGGUACGUAGAAAACCUGAGGCUCAACGUUUGACAGUAGAACUACAAAGAGGACGUAGAAAGAACGUUUUUAUCACAUUUGCUUUGAGGGCACUGAUGAGGCGGAGCUCUUCCAGCAGAGCGACCCGAACCUGACGUCUCUGGUGGGAAAGUUUUAAAUGCUUUAAAAGUAUCCAACUUCAAUUUCUAAACUUAUCUCAGUGAAGAUCCUGACUCCUGCUGUAAAAUAUUCACACAGUGAAUGUAAUGUAACAAAAGAUAUGAUUUUAUUUGGAAAUAUAGUUUGCUUAAACUGAGAGACUUGACGUUCAAAUUCGAAUCGAACAUCAUACUCAAACUUGGUAAAGCUGAGCGAUGUUUCAAAUUUCUUCAGGUUGAUGGAGCAUUGUGGAGACAGUUUCUAGUCAACAUGAAGCACAUUUGGUUUAUUCUGAGAGAAGGUCCUAAGGCGCUGCACGUCUCCUAUCAUGAUUGGGUGAAAUGAUAGAGGACCCAGGAUCGAUCCCUGUGGAACACCAGAGUGUUGAGAUAAACCACAUGACAGGCUGUGAGGGUCGUGGUGAUGUCACCUUUCAUCAGCUGUUAGGAGGACGUUGUUUGUAACAUCUCAGAUGAUUGGAGGACUCCACUAAUACUUCAGAAAUGUUCUUUAAGGAAACGCCGCUAAGUCACUUCACUUUUAAGUCUCCUUUAUCAAUGAGUCAUAUUUCAUAGACUGCAUCAAUAACCUGAUGUCUAAGGAGAGUGAUGAUUUAAUUUAUGAUAUAUCUAUACUACCUAAAAUUCUCUACCUUUUUUUUUUUUAGAGAAGUACUGCAAAAACGUUCAACUUUCUGGAGAACUUCCUGUGUUGUCAAGCUGCAGUGCUGAGUUCAUAACUCUGAAACAAAUCGAUAAAUAUUUUCACAGAGGUCUCUUGAGUCUCCGGGUUUAAAUCAGUGAAGUAUUAGUGAUCACUUUGGUGAUAAACCCGCUCACACCCUUCUUUUCUCUCUGCGAUCCAAACCAGGUUGCUACAUGGCGUCCAUCUUGGAUACCUCAACGGGUACGUCUAGGGCUGGGUAUCCACCUUCGAUGUGUUCAGCACUGAAAUGUGUCCUCGCUGAGUAUCGAAGCUGUCAAGUAUUGAGAGUUGGCUUCCAAUAUUUGGCCAGAUUUCUACUCUUAUUAACUUGUUCUUUUAUCACAUCGUUCCUGAUUUGAAUCAAAACAUUUCGACAGUAUUCUGUUUAGUUCUUUAAAUGGCUGCGUGUGGUUGGACGUUUAGUUUUAACUCUACUUUUAUUAAACGAAAAAGAUCAUUGUUUUUUUACUUGAAAGGUUUGCAUUUUCAUUGUGGCAUAAAUACAUGUUUAUACUUCUCAAAGUAAGGUAUCCAAAAACAGCAUGGUGCCCAGCCCUACUUACACUGUGUGUACUAAUAAAUAAGUAACUAAAUUCCAGAGUAACUCUGCUAUUCUGCUUUACUCACGGUAUGAUUUUUGAUUUUUGAUUUGAAGCCUAUGCAUUGCUGUGUGUGUAUGAUCAGAUUUCCAGUUAUUCGGCCUGACUUGACAAUCACGUCCCGAAAUGACAACAGAAAACUCUUUCUCAGGCCUUUGAUCAGUUGCUUUGUACAUGAACUUUCUUUCUUCCCAGCUAUGUGAUAGCUUUAAUUCUGAAUUAACACUUGAGAUGUUUGUGUUGAUAUGCAGAUGACCAGCAUUAGGCCUACUGUACAGUAUUCACACACGUUACUUCAAUAUCUUUGGCUUUACAAAAAACAUAUAUAAAGACGAUUUGCUGAACGCUUGCUAACAUGUCAGUCAGUUUGAAGUCUGAACCUUUUUAUUUUGAAAGAAAUGCACCGACUUAUUGUUAAAUAAGCUUUUUGGUCGAAUCGGACGGCGGGUAGCGUGUCCACCUCUGUGUUGAGUUCUCACUGUGGCGUGUUUUAAUACUGUGACAUACAUGUUAAAUGGAUGACGCUGCCUCGCUUAAACAUCCAACAACAACUUUGACCAAAAAGCUAAAGUCCGAUGUGUUUUUAAAGCACUUUGACCCAGUUUUCAUCAAAGUGCUUCCCAGGGGAGACAAAUACUGCGUAAAGC
Molecule: messenger RNA, 4749 nt
Organism: Anarrhichthys ocellatus (wolf-eel)
Lineage: Eukaryota; Metazoa; Chordata; Actinopteri; Perciformes; Anarhichadidae
Gene: sp2
Product: sp2 transcription factor
Exons: 8
Coding region: 212-1975 (587 amino acids)
Biological process (GO): regulation of transcription by RNA polymerase II
Molecular function (GO): DNA-binding transcription factor activity, RNA polymerase II-specific; RNA polymerase II cis-regulatory region sequence-specific DNA binding
Source: RefSeq, a predicted model, not a curated record